Molecule: messenger RNA, 1530 nt
Organism: Necator americanus (New World hookworm)
Lineage: Eukaryota; Metazoa; Nematoda; Chromadorea; Rhabditida; Ancylostomatidae
Exons: 13
Coding region: 1-1530 (509 amino acids)
Biological process (GO): transcription elongation by RNA polymerase II; positive regulation of transcription elongation by RNA polymerase II
Cellular component (GO): Cdc73/Paf1 complex
Molecular function (GO): RNA polymerase II complex binding
Source: RefSeq, a predicted model, not a curated record
AUGAGUGAAAUCUUACGCUACCUUUGUGAAGUGGCCUCUGGCCAGCUUCCCAUGAAGGAAAUUAUUCACAAUAAUGAGAAAUAUUACGCGUUUGGGGAUCGAGCGUAUCAUAAGGAUACAGAAACAAAUCUGCUGGUUUACGGUAAACAAAACGAUUACUAUACUAUUGAUGCGCUCUUGUUUCUUUGGGAACAUCGUGCUAAAACCCACCCUUCCUAUGUUCGUGAUGCUACCGCGGCCAAUGUCAAAGUUGUUUCACGUCCGGAUAGAAGAGAAAUUUUGGACUACCUAAGUGGUAAUCGAGCGGAAAUUCCCACCAAUCACAACCCAUCACAUGCUCCUGCUCCCGGUAUUGCAAUCAGUCGUCUUGUUCCGGAAACUAUUGAGGAGCCAGAAGCGAAGAAGUUGAAGCUCGAGCCAAAUGCUCGACCUCGAGUAGAUCAGUUGCUUAACAAGGACCGAGUGGAUUCCUCUGAAGUACGAGCAUUGAAUGAGUCGCUCACUGCGGAUAAGAUUGCUGCUCUCAAGCAGAAAAGGCUGACCCAUCAGAAAACUAAAAUCGCUGCUGUCGAUCCGGAAAUGAUCUCUGGAGGAGCACCAACAGAGCCACUUGUAACAAGAUAUUCUAUGGAUGUCCGUAAAGUUGAACGAGUGUACAAAACUAGAAAAACAGUAAUGAAUGCCACCAAGAAAACCUAUACAUUCCUAUUCGACGUGUUGAAAUUGAUCAAGACACGUGAGGAAGCAGCGAAGUUGAAAGAGCGAGGAUUGGACACUUCCAAAUCUCAACCUGCCAAAUUCGUUGGAAUGUACAACAGAUACGACCAGGAACGCUUCGGAAAGCUUAACGAAUUCCAAACUAUGGGUACAUCGUCCUUUGUCGGUACAAAUCUUAGCUCUAUCAGUUCCUUACAAGAGAAUCGACCUGCGGAGUCCGCGGAGACGCCGAAACAGGAAGAAUCAAAACGAACUGCGUUAGCCACUACAGUUCCCCAAUACGUGAACUCCCCAGAUGAGCCUAAGAAACGCGUCAGUCGUACACCGAUUAUUAUAAUUCCAUCGGCUAUGACAUCGUUAUUGACAAUCUUCAAUGCUACAGAUAUUAUACAGGAUAUGAAUUUUGUAACAACGGAAGAGAAGCGGAAAGAGAAAAAUAUGCCCCGCAAAUCUCAGAUUUAUAUUCAACGGAAGAAGAACGAUACAACAGUUCCUUACUUAAUCGUCGAUCAACCUAACAAGUUCACCGACGCCGAAUGGGAUCGGGUUGUGGCUGUAUUUAUAACGGGACAACUGUGGCAAUUCAAACCAUUCAAGCGGUGGCAUAGUAAUCCUGUGGAAAUUUUCGCGAAAAUUCCUGCAUUCCAUGUCCAUUACGACGAUCUUAACGUUGAUCCAAAUGUCGCGAAAUGGAGAGUGAAUAUGUUGCCUGUCUCACGAUCAAAGAGGCACAUGGAUAAGGCCAGAUUCAGAGUAUUUUGGGAAAUUAUGGAUAGAUGGAUCCCUGCAAAUCGACCACACUUGCGGUGGUGA